AAUAGUCCGUACACAUUGUUUAAUAUAACGAGGCAUUAUUUGCGACCAGCAUAUUCUGGGUAAUAACGUAUUUGAGUUCACAUCUUGUACAAAGAGAAGGGAUGGAUGUACAAGGACACCGCGUAGACGUGUUUGAGUGAGCUGAAUUAUCUGGAUACCUUUAUCAGACGAGACGUAUAGGUCUAUUAAGGUUACCACAAAGGAGAAGCUCGGGGAGUGACCCAUUGGCCUUUCGUCAACUUUAGUAACGACUGAUACCUGACACCAAUUCUACGAUUAUAUCAAAGGAAACGCUUGAUACUUGCAUAAGCGCACAUGAUAUUAAACUGCUUAUCAGAGUCGCGGUAGACAUAACAUAUUUCAUGAUAACGUAGACGGUUAUGUGUUUUAUGAGCGAUAUUUAACAAGGAUAUCUAUAAUGUUGUUGGUUAUAACCUACAUACCGAAGUUUAUAUCGAAAGACCAAUAACAUCACUACCCAUGCACAUUGCACAUUAACCAUAAAUAGUGGAUUACACCGAAUCGUAUUAAUGUAUUCAUUUUUAUUCAAUUAUUUGUCUCAAACAAAGAGUAUAGACCUUUUCGUAGAUAUAAUGGUCUUUUUGGACAACAGAUCUUAUGUUUACCUCAGUGGUGGUGACAAUUUGUAAACUUCUUAUUGGAAUAUUUAGAACUUUACAACAUUUGCGCAGGACUGUGAACUACUUCAUGGAAAAAUGGGUAAACUUUCUUACCGAAGAAGGUGGGCCACUCCAAGGACUAACCAUGAGCAACAAGGCGCUCAACGUGGAUGCCUUGCUCAAUAUGAGCCCUAUCGUCCAGCGGACGGACACUGUCGCAGCAGCGGCGCAGGCCCUCUUGGUCUCUCAUCUCAAGAGCCAGAAACAUGUUCAAAAGGCAAUAUUUCCUAAUCACAAAAAGGAUAAGAAUGAGGAGUACAUCGCGGAACAAUUAGAUUGGUUUGACUUUGAGUAUUUGUGUACGAUAUUUCUGACGAAUGUGGUGUCGAAAGUUAGGGAUAACUAUAAGAUAUAUAAGAUGGCAAACGGGGACAAGGCCGAGGAACUCUUGAAUGAGAUAUAUGAAAGUUCUGACUGGAAGAAGAUAGGGUUUGCAUUGUAUACACUGCUGUUCCCAGACAUCUGCAAGGAUCAGAAGACUUCACUGACUUUCAAAGAUUUUCUUGAAGACGACAGGGAAAAAUGGGCUUCAGCACUUUCUGACAAAAUUCAAGAGAGUCACUGGAUUUAUGCUAUAAUGCGAGGCAUUGUGACAGGCAGCUACAAGGUGGAGGAUUAUAGUCGAGAUAUGAACAUUAUAUUUUUAAAACUUCAUCUUCUGGAUCCAAAGUCAGUGAUGCCUGUGUACCAGUUUCUCAGAAAAGCUCUUCCAGAUCUUCAUUUACAGCUCGUAACCACCGACUAUCUGCAAGCGCCGUUAGAAUGGACGUUGCUGAAAGAUGACGUCAUGGCAGCAAUCAACAAGCCUUCAACAGCAAGGGACACUUCUCACAUUAGCCUCGUGGACAAUGACGAGGCCUACUUUGGACUAGACAUAAUAUUUUUCAUUUUGACCGAUGCAAAACCGCUGGAUUUAUAUACUGGAGAGCAAGCCGAUAAUCGGAGGAUUUUGAGUAAAGAUAAAUCAUGCCAGAUAUUGUGAUACCUGCGAUUUGAUAACAUGACAUUUGGAGUUGGAAUCUAACGAACAACAAGAAGAGAUACACAUGUUAAACGGGAAAGCCCGGUACUAACCUUACCACGUUUGUGCUUCAUUUGGGAUGAUACCACUACCAAUGGUAUUACACGCUCACAAUUGUGGAAUUAUCUUGUUUUCAAUAGCCUUAAACAAGCAAUGGGAAAGAACUUAUAACCUGAACUACAGUGACAGGGAAGAGACAACACCUAUGUGGUUUCCCAGCAUUUGCUGAAGGCACAAAGCUAAAUACAGUAGUCGUACUUCCACCUAUCAAAUCCCUGUGUCUUUUGCGCUUACACCGAUGAAUUGCCGUGUCUAAAUAGAUCCGCUUGUCAAAUCCCCGUGUCUAUUAGCCCCAUCGAGCUCGAUGGGGCUAAUUUAGACCCCUGUUCAACACGGGUUUUUUGAUAUGUGGAAUCUGAAUAGACACGGCAAUUGCAAGUUCUAAGAUCCGGCGACAGAUGGCACGGUGUAGUUGCCUCGGUAUUGCGCAUGCGAAAUUCCCCUCCAACGGGAAAGAAACACAGGUGAGCUCCCUACCUACAUCGCACCUGUCGCCGGGGCUAUUAACCAUUAUCUAACACCACUGAUAGGUGCAAGUGCGCCCCGGGUUUUUUGACACACGGCAAAGACACGGGUCUUGAAAAAACACAGGGUUUUAUGAUAGGUGGAACUACGACUAAUAUUUAAGAGUGUUCAGUGAGGAUGUCAUCUACCUUACAACAGAAUGUGAAUGUACAACAACAGAUUUGUUGUUACUUACCUGAAAAGCGGUUUGUGCCGGACUUAACUCUUUGUUGAAAUUUAUAAGGACAUCAGGAGUCAUGCUACAAAAACAGAACGUGAAAUUACUAUGUGAAUUCAAAAUACUGUUAGCGACAGCAAUGCCAUGGUUCUGAGGUGUAUUAACGAUACAUUUAUGUGUGGGUUUGAAACAAAUGCCGAGAAGCAGCUCGGGCGAGCUUUCCUCCUCAUAUGUGGAGCACAUCCUGGGAAGAUGUCCGAGAUUCAUUUCAGCUGGGAAGGAGACUUGGCCUGAGGAACAUGCAUGACCCGCUGCUAGGAAAAGUAGAACUAUGUCUGACAAGACCUACCAGUCUAAGGUUUGUCUCAUCUUCUUGUUUUCAUUCUUCAAAUCGGACAGUUCCUAAAAAGAGGUUUGUUAUCAUUCAAUAAAGCAAUCUAAACAUACCUGUAGGCCUUAUAUUAACUACAACCAACAAUUUUAACAACAGAUACAUGUUACCCAAAAUGAAAAAGGUCAGCGGUUUCUCAGUCAUGUAACUCAUCACAGGCAAAGACCACCUGCAUUAGGGUUUUCUUUUAAGACAGUCACAAUCGAAUAGACAAGAAAACUUUCCAUUCAUACCUCCGACAAAUGCUGUUUAAUAUGUUCAAGAAGUAUGACUGCUUUCUCAUGUUCUGUUUGUGCUUCAGAAUCUUCAUCCUGCAAAAAAGACAAAGAGUGUAUAUUUGUUAUUCAUAUAAGAAUAAAAUGUUUUGG
This is a messenger RNA of Lineus longissimus, 3202 nucleotides long. RefSeq lists its product as uncharacterized. The transcript has 6 exons. The record is from RefSeq and is a predicted model, not a curated record. NCBI's taxonomy places the organism in Eukaryota, Metazoa, Nemertea, Pilidiophora, Heteronemertea, Lineidae. Bases 619 to 1662 code for a protein of 347 amino acids.